CAAGGCAACUUUGCACGAGCAUCACAACGAUCAUCAAUCGGGCAGCCAUUGCUUUGUUCGAAAGACGAACACCGACCUAAGUCCAUCGCAGCCGCUCGCCAGGGAUAUACCUUAUCUUCAGCUUUCAAUAUCCCACGCAGCCUGCGCUGCUAAUAUCUUGCCCGCCCAUCUCCCGGGCUCGGUGACUGAACCUAAGUUCCGUCUCGUAACCCCUCGAUUGCAACGCCGAGCUCUCCCCGCGAUGCCUCCUCCGCCGCCGCCUCCGCCGCCGCCGCCCCCGGGGCUUGGAGGACCACCACCGCCUCCCCCUCCCCCUCCGCCAUCGGCAGCUGCCGUGCCGGGUAGAGGGGCACUGCUCGCAGAUAUCACCAAGGGCAAGGCGCUGAAGAAGGCCGUUACCAAUGAUCGGUCCGCUCCGAUGAUAGGCAAGGUGUCGUCCGUGGGCGGCACGGCUCCCUCGGGCCUCGGCGCACCACCGAUCCCUAGCCUGCCGAAGACUCCCGGAGGUCUUGCCCCUCCCGUACCCGGAAACCGAGCGAGAAGCAACAGCGAUCAGGGCAACAGAACGCAGCCGGCAUCAUCGAUUGCGGAUGGCCCUCCACAACUAGCUGGCCUGUUUGCGGGAGGCAUGCCGAAGCUGCGGAAGACAGGCGGUGGCGUCGAUACUGGGGCAAACCGAGACGCCUCGUACCUGUCAGACUCAGAAGCAUUGCCUCGAUCUGCUCCGAGACCUCCUGCGGCAGCGGCGCCGCCGGUUCCCGGCAGACCAUCCUUGCCUGGUACGGCCAGCACCCCAAGCUUACACCCCCCGAAAAAGGGCCCACCCCCGCCGGUCGGCAAGAAACCGCCACCGCCUCCUCCCGGGUCUAGGAAACCGUCUUCAACUGUGUCUCCACCGCCGCCUCCUCUCCCGGGCGCUCCAGCUCCACCACCCCCUUCCGUCGCACCACCCGCUCCCUCAUCAUCCGCUCCUCCAGCUCCGCCACCGCCGCCACCCUCCGCCGCCCCCCGUCCGCCCCCAGCACCGGUGCGCUCGCAACCGCCGCCGCCGCCAUCCGCAUCGACGAGCAGCAUUUCUCAAAGUAUCGCAGCCCAGGCAGCCAUCCGCGCCGCGUCCAGUGUUGCUGCACCUCCAGCAGCAGCACCUCCUCCUCCACCGCCUCCUCCCCCCAGCGGGCCACCCCGAUCAGCAGCUCCGAGCCCUCCGCCUUCUGCGGCGCCAGCGCCACCAACACCACCACCUCCUCCUCCGUCCGCAGCGCCCGCAGCGCCCGCUCCAUCGGCGUUAUUCCACUCGGCCUCGAGCGCGUCGGGCCGAGCAUCCAUGCGCUCACUGCUGGAUCCAAGCAAUUUCACGCUCACGCCCAAUGGCGCCGGGGGCGGUUCCAAGACACCCAGUCCAGGGCGCGGCUCGACGCCGACGCCCGGCUCCCCUGCUGUCUCCAGCGGUCGGUAUGUGGUGCAGGACCCGCGGUGGAAGUUCCACGGCGAGGAGCACCUCCCCAAGCCGCGGGAGUUCGUGGGCGGGCCGAGAAAGUAUCGCGCUGGGCGGGGAAGCAGCGUGCCGCUGGAUUUGGGUGCUUUUUAAAACUUUGAUAAAGGGGUGGCGUCUCGCAGGAAGAGAGGGAGGAUGUGGAUCCAGGGGCAAAGGGAAGAGGGAUGUUAAGUGAGAGACU
This is a messenger RNA of Chaetomium strumarium, 1676 nucleotides long. RefSeq lists its product as uncharacterized. Gene Ontology annotation, molecular function: actin binding. The record is from RefSeq and is a predicted model, not a curated record. Lineage: Eukaryota; Fungi; Ascomycota; Sordariomycetes; Sordariales; Chaetomiaceae. Bases 242 to 1588 code for a protein of 448 amino acids. The transcript is spliced from 3 exons.